CCCGGGUUUGGCUCCAUGGCUGUGCACCUGCCCGCUUGCCCGCGAGGCUUCAUUAGGCCGCGCCUGUGCCCGGGGAAGGCAGCGCGGAGUCGCUGCAUGGAGGCCACACGGGGUCCCUGCGCAGAAUGAGGGGCCAGGAAGAUGGAGGCCUGACUCUGGUUGUCAGGCUGGAGGAGGAGGAACAGCGGCAGGGCUCAACUACCCACAAUCAAGAUGCCCAGAGAGAGGAGCCACCACUGCCCCACAGCCUCUCUGGAGAGAAACCACAGCAAGAGGUAUCUGGAGAGCUAGCUGAGGCUCACCUCUGUAGAGAGCGUCAGGCCCCUAGCUCCAGGCCUUCCCCCAAGGACAGAGCACCAGCCUCAUCCAAAUUCCAGCCCCAAGGAGAGUCCAAGUCAGGGAAAAGGGUCAAUUCGCCAGCUCCUGGUAAGCAGAAGAGGCCCAGUGCCCUGGAUCUGGCAUCUGUGUCAUCUCCCAGUAUCAGUAACUCAACCCGUAUCAAGCACAACCCAGUGCCUUGUGGGUCAGGCCGGGGCCCCUGUCACCUGGCCAACCUGCUCAGCACACUGGCCCAGAACAGCCAAAACACAGAGCAGAAGAAGGGGCCCCCAGAAGUAACCUGCCAAGUUCGGAAAAAGACUCGAACCUUGUACCGCUCAGACCAGCUAGAGGAGCUCGAGCGGGUUUUCCAAGAAGAUCACUAUCCCGACAGUGACAAGCGUCGGGAGAUUGCCCAGAUGGUGGGGGUCAACCCCCAGCGCAUCAUGGUGUGGUUCCAGAAUCGUCGGGCAAAGUGGCGAAAACUGGAGAAACUGAAUGGGAAAGAAAAGCAGGACAGUGCUUCAGCCCCUGCUAGCAGUCAUGGCGGCUCCACAGCUGAGCCUCCACCAGCUGUUCCUAUGGACCCAGACCCUGGCCCUUUCCCUCUAGAGCCCCCUCUGGACACUUUUCCAGAGCCCUCCAUGCUGCUGACCUCAGACCAGACUUUGGCCCCCACCCAACAGACUGAGGGUGCUAAACGGGUAGCGGUGACCCCACCGCUCUUCAGCCCCCCACCUCUGCAAAGGACCAACCUUCCUUUUCCCCUGGGCCCUGUCCACAACCCAAAACUGAUACCUCUGCUGAUGGAUGCUCCUGCCAGUCACCGAAGCCACAAGGAUGGCCCCUGUGGGCCCUGGGGGACAAGCACGACCCCACCAUCUACCUUAUCUUACUUGGAAGACCUGGAGACCCAGGAAUAUCAGCCAAGCCACCAGUUCUCUCAGGCUCCACCAAACCAGCUGCUCCAAGCCCCCCAGCCCCAGCUGCCAUACCUGCCGCCCUUGCCCUUCCCCAUGCCAGGUUCAUUGUCAUUUCCUCCACCAGAAGAUACCCUCUUUUCAUUUCCUUGUGGCUCGGCCGGGGGCACAUUGCAGAACUAUGGCCCAGGUCCCCCAUCAGGGCAGAUCCUGCUGCAGCCACCUGCUGGGAAUAUGGGCACAGUCCCUUGGAGUGACCCCUAUUUGCCUGAACUACCCUUCCCUGGUCCAUUCUGCACACAGGCUCCAGGGCACCCCCCAGUAGGAGACAGCUAUUUCUGUGAUCUAUUUGCACCUCCCUGCACCCAGGCUACAAGCAGGCAACCUUCACCAGGAUUUUCCCAGCUGCCAGAAGGGGCCAGACCAGCACCUGAGCCCCUACCCAGCAAGGUGCAAGAGGAGCAGACUGCCUCUUCCCAAGAGCAAGCCAGGGUCCCAGCAGAGGUUAGAGAGGAAGAUAAGAAUACCCAAGUCCCCUCACUGGAGGCCAAAGAAUGAUGAGAAGGGAAGUUGGCGGGGGGGGGGGGGGGGACCGGAAUGGGGCAUCCAGGCAGAGGAGUAUUGCAAGGCUGGGAAGACAGUGAACUGUUGACUGAAGUCAACACCUACCUGAUUGUCUGCUGGACAUUGGUUGGAAGAGGAAGAGAUGUGGACCCACCCUUCAGCCCGUGCCUGUGUAGCCUAGUCUGAAGAAGGGAAAGCCUUCAUUACCAUGGAAUGGUGUUAGCAGUUUUCAUUGUUUCUUUUUCUUGGUAGACUUGAGCAAGUGUGUCCACUGUAUGCAAUAAACCAGUGUAGC
Cavia porcellus (domestic guinea pig) is the source of this 2097-nucleotide messenger RNA. RefSeq names its product NOBOX oogenesis homeobox (gene Nobox). The transcript has 8 exons. The record is from RefSeq and is a predicted model, not a curated record. Gene Ontology annotation, biological process: regulation of transcription by RNA polymerase II. The coding region runs from base 126 to 1796 and encodes 556 amino acids. Gene Ontology annotation, molecular function: DNA-binding transcription factor activity, RNA polymerase II-specific; RNA polymerase II cis-regulatory region sequence-specific DNA binding. Lineage: Eukaryota; Metazoa; Chordata; Mammalia; Rodentia; Caviidae.